Messenger RNA from Trichomonas vaginalis G3, 429 nucleotides. Its product is annotated as phenylalanyl-tRNA aminoacylation. Gene Ontology annotation, molecular function: tRNA binding; aminoacyl-tRNA ligase activity; ATP binding. NCBI's taxonomy places the organism in Eukaryota, Parabasalia, Trichomonadida, Trichomonadidae. Gene Ontology annotation, biological process: tRNA aminoacylation. The transcript has a single exon. The record is from RefSeq and is a predicted model, not a curated record. Bases 1 to 429 code for a protein of 142 amino acids.
AUGGACAAGGUCAAGAAGGCUGUUGCCGAGCUUACAGAAGAUAUGGUCAAGUCAGGCGAAUGGCAGAACGUUGAUUUCGCUCCACUCAACUUCGAAGCACAAGGCACAAAGAUCCCAUGCGGCCACGAGCAUCCACUUCUCAAAGUUCGUGCAGAAUUCCGUAACAUCUUCUUCCAGAUGGGCUUCGAAAAAAUGGACACAUCCAAGUGGGUUGAGAACUCAUUCUGGAACUUCGACUCUCUCUUCCAGGGCCAGCAGCAUCCAUGCCGUGAUAUGCACGAUACUUUCUUUCAAACCCAGAGUUCGCACAGCCAAUCCCAGACCACGACUACUUCCUCCGCGUCAAGGAUAUGCACGUCAACGGUGGCAACGGCUCAAUCGGUCUCCGCUACGACUUCUCUGAGCAGAUUCCACUCACAAACAUCAUGA